Molecule: messenger RNA, 757 nt
Organism: Orussus abietinus
Lineage: Eukaryota; Metazoa; Arthropoda; Insecta; Hymenoptera; Orussidae
Exons: 4
Coding region: 188-757 (189 amino acids)
Source: RefSeq, a predicted model, not a curated record
CAACGGUCCAUUUUGCCGAGGAACACGCGGUGUUUCACGUUCAGAGAUCUUUUCGCCAUUACCGCACUAGAAUUUCUAGUUAAUGUGUAUAACAGAAUCCAGUCACAAGGCCUCGCUUUAUUAAAAGCAUUGUCGAAGAAUACGAAACUAGAAGUAACAGGCAACGAUCGUGACUACAGCUUCUAUAAUGGAUUCGCCACUGCGUCGAAGCACAAGACUUAAACAGUCUGCCGAUGGAUCUCCCGAGUCAGUAAACGAACUCAGUAAUUCGCAAGGAGUUAGGCUAACUCGAUGUCGUGCAGCUACCAUGGAAGGCAAGAGUUUGGACAUGGCCCGAGUCUUACGAUCGACGAAAACUUCAACUUCAUCUGAUAUAAGCGAAACUCCUGAGUUUGAAAAUAGCCAAGAGACGAGUAAACGUGUUACGAGAAAAAAUACCUCGUCGAUCCCUUCGACGCCCAAAGCAACCAGAAAACCACGUGGGUCAAGGGCUGGUUCCGAGACAAAGUCGACACCGCCGGUUGCUCGAAUCACACGAAAAACACGAGCUAUUUCCAUGGACUUAGAGUCCACAAAUCCAUCCAAUUCAGAGCCGCUACAAUCUACAAUGGUACCAGAUGCAGGCAUCAGAAUUCGGAGACAGGCAUCCAUUUUACCAUCGGAACCAGCAGUGACCGAGGAAGUCGAGACCAAUGCUACUUUUUCUAAAAGACUUGACAGAUCUGUGAUUGAAAUUGAUGAAUUAGGAUACUACUAA